GAGAAAUAAAAGUGGGAAGUGAUGAACAAUAGAGCUGGCUGUUUCCGGGAGGCGCCAGCAUUCCCGAGCAACUUUGGUGCUCUUGUUAUGCAUACCGAUAGUCAGCCAAGCACACAGCCCAUUGUUGCCGCACACAGCCCCUCCAGUUCACAGCAGCAGCUGGUUUUGUGUCAUACGAGAGAGUUUUAGGCGAGAUCCGCGAAGAGGGAGAAUCAAACUGCCGGCGUCCUGUUGUCAAUUGAUUUGCAUACGGACUUCCGCCCCCUGAAUUUAGUUUCUGCAUCUACUAGCAAAGGCAGAGUGGGCAGACCUGAGCCCUCAUGUCAGGCGCAGUCAUGCGGACUUGACAUUUAAACUCGGUUAAUAUUUGGACAUGAACGGCACACGCGUGUAUUUUGGAUGGUCCCGAUGGAUUUGGAUUAAACGGCACACUGGGAUCUGACACUUUCGUUCUCAGAGGCGUUUAAUAUGCUGGAAAUCUGCCGGGUCUUGUGGAUGUACCGAGACUAUUUGCUGUUACUUCCAGUGUAGAACUGGAAUAUUUGCAUUGGACUCACUGGGGUAUUUUCUAACAGAAAAAAUGCGUGUUUUCAGCUCCUCUCAAACAGGGGAUUCCUCGUCAGUUUGCACUUGUCUGUUUGGAUCCUAAAGUAGGAUACAGCCAGAUCCUCCAACCCAGUCCAGGAUCUGAUGUCUGUAUGCUCUGAUGUCUAUUUCAAUGUGUCAUAUUAGAAGAGUUGACCAUCUCUUUUGGAUGGAGUUUUACCUCGCGAUCUUCUUUUGACGUCUUGGACAGCGUGGAUGCAUUUUAGGUCGUUUUUUAGCUUGGAUUACUUCUUUUUUGGCUACGUUUUUACAGCUUGGAUCUUCUCGGGUAUUUAAACUCGGUGCUUUCUGUCUAACUACUGUUCAAAUCACACGUUUCAUUCUUGUGAUUCGUUUUGACGAUCCACUGGGUGAAAAUACUGUGUGAUCUCUUGUUGAUUUAUUUAUUGUUCGUUUGAAAGCUUUUGCACACCAUGACUUUCUUGUCCGGGGCAGCGGUUCUGUUGCUGCGUGGACUCGUCAUCUCUGCGGUAUUGGGCUUAGAGAGUUCAUACACGAGUCAGUUGUCGAACCGAGUCACUCCUGAUCCAGCAGCAGCAGCAGCAGCUGUUGCUCCUACAGACCCGUGUUUGACAGUCAUCCCUCCAUGUGUGAAUGAAGCCGACCGUUUCAGUUUGGAGGCGCUUCGGCACAUUCACAAGCAGCUAGAUGACGACAACGAUGGAGGAAUUGAAGUGAAUGAGAGUGUAGAGUUUAUCAUAGAGGACAUGAAGCAGCACCAGACUAAUAAACACAGUAAUCUUCACCGAGAGGACCAGCACAUCACGGUAGAAGAGCUGUGGAAGGGCUGGAAAAUAUCAGAAGUGCACAACUGGACACUUGAGGAUGCAGUUCAGUGGCUGAAAGAGUCAGUGGAGCUUCCUCAGUAUGAAAAAAACUUUAGAGAUUUUAAAGUGGACGGCAACACGCUACCUCGAAUAGCGGCCAAUGAACCGUCGUUUAUGUCAAUGCAGCUAAAGAUAUUAGACCAACGACAUAAACAGAAAUUAAAUCUAAAAGCGUUGGACGCCGUGCUCUUUGGACCCCCACUACGUCCACACCAUCACUGGCUGAAGGACUUUGUUUUGAUGAUUUCAAUCAUCAUUGGUGUGGGAGGCUGCUGGUUUGCGUACAUACAGAACAAGUCAUCUAAAAUUCACAUCUCCCAGAUGAUGAAAGAUCUGGAGAGUCUACAGCAUGCUGAACAAAGCCUGUUAGACCUACAGAGCCGGCUGGAAAAGGCUCAGGAGGAGAACCGAACAGUGGCGGUGGAGAAGCAGAACCUGGAGCAGAAGAUGCGUGACGAGAUCAAUGGAGCAAAAAGAGAAGCCAGCAGACUGCGAGAGCUGCGAGAGGGGGCUGAAUGUGAACUCAGCAGACUCAAGUACGCAGAGGAGGAACUAGUGCAGGUGCGAAUGGCACUGAAGAGAGCAGAGAAGGAGAUGCAGUCAGAUUGGUCGGUGCCAGAAGCCCUGCAGAUGUGGCUUCAGCUCACACAUGAGGUUGAAGUGCAGUACUACAACAUUAAAAAACAGCAUGCCGAGCUGCAGCUCACGGUUGCAAAGGACGAGGCAGAAAAGAUCAAGAAGAAGAGGAACUCCGUGUUUGGUACUCUACAUGUUGCACACAGCUCAUCGCUGGAUGAAGUAGACCACAAAAUACUUGAGGCUAAAAAAGCUCUAUCAGAGGUCACAGCCUGUUUGCGUGAACGUCUCCACCGCUGGCAGCAAAUAGAAAAGUUAUGUGGCUUUCCAGUGGUUCAUAACUCUGGGCUGCCCAGCCUCACCGCCUCACUGUACGCUGACCACAGCUGGGUGGUCAUGCCGCGGAUGUCGGUGCCACCCUACCCAAUUGCUGGUGGGGUGGACGAUCUUGAUGAGGACACGCCACCAAUCAUUCCACAGUUUACCUCUCCUUUGAUUCGACCUCCUCUGACCCGCAACAGCAGUGUCUGUCGUUCUCGCAGAAGUCUUCUGUCUCAACCUUCCCUUUCGCCUGACCCUGACCUGUUGUCCAUGGCCUCGGCAUCACUGGCCUACAGACCCGAGGCAGAUGAUGAUCACAUCUUCUUCACUGUAGAAAGAAAAGGGGAUCCUCAGGACACAUGUUCAGAUUCAGAUUCUCUCAGUUCCUCUUUGGGCAGGAAGCAGUUCUCCGGUCCCUCAGUUCAAAGUACAGGUGUUACAGGCACGGAUACCCCACCACGUAAAAUCUCCCGUGAGGAACUUCUUCUCCUGGCACAAGAGGCCCAGGCUGUCGCCAUGGAGUCCUUACCUUCUUCCACAUCCUCCCCUUCAUCUCCUCUUGACUCCUCCUCAGUUCACAAGGGCUCUCCUGACCUUACCCGCUCAUCCGUCCUCCCAGAAUCUCAAAGUUUAACCUUUCACCCUGGCACCAAAGCUGUGGCCUAUAAUGGCAUAUUGGAAAAGUCAUACAGCAUGGGGCAGCUGCCCGCUGGUGGGACGCCUCCAGAGGGAAAUUACCCCUCGAUUAGCUCACUCGACAUAGAAAGCAAAGCUAUCAAGGAGCCCAAGCAACUCCAAACCACCUCCUCCCAGGACUCUUGCGAUAACGGAGAGAAAAAACGCUCCAAGAUCAAGAGCUUGUUCAAGAAAAGCAAAAAGCUGUGAGGAACAGUAGAGAAGAGAAUGAAAUGGAGAGAAAAAGAAGCCUUAAAACAAAAUAAAUGAGGGUGAUGCUGUCAACCAGAAGCCAAAACAUUUUUCAGUUUCUUUGUCCUUUUUUUAUUUAAAUGGAAUGUUGCUUCAUCUGGGUGCAGUCCUGGGUUGGAAGCCUUUUAUGCAGAUUUUUUUUAGCCUCACACAUAUGCCUUUGAAGGCCAGAAAAUGUCAUGUUAGCAUUUUGGAGAACAUGGUCUUCUGUUAAGUCCAUUUUCUAUAAUGCACACUCUAAUGAUGUCACCAGGAAGAGAUCAGGAAAUAAACCAAAUCAGAAUAAAAAGAAUAGUGCAACAUUAUCUAAAUCUCCAAGUUCUAAAAUAAUAAUAUUAAUAAUAAAAUAAAAUAAACAAACUUCCUGGAAAUAUGUCUUAAAAGGAGGGUUCAUCCACAAGUGAAAAUUCUGUCAUUAUUUACUUUUUCUUAUGCCAUACCUAACCUGUAUGCUUUAGUUUUUUUAUGUGAGACACAAAAUCAUUUUUUGAAGAACUGUUACACAGUUCUUGCCAUAUAACAAAGGUUCACAGUGACCAAGGGCUGUUAAACUCUGAAAAGAAAAAAAGCCAAAAAGCAGCAUAAUAAUAGUUCAUACAACUCGUGUGCUAUAUUCCAAGUAUUCUGUCCAUCUGCACUUUGAUUUUACAGUUGGCCUAUGUAAAAAUGCUUAAGAUGAACAUUUUUGACUGUUGCACCACGUCUCACUGUUUUUUUUUUGUGUGUUACAUUGGCCAUAUAAACAUUGCAGAUAAAUUUAGUUGUCAUUUCACCUUUUAGCGCUUUACCUGGUUCUAUACACAUACAGUUCAGUAAUUUAUAUGUGUGACAACUGCAUUCUACAACUGAAUUGACUAUUGAAAAUGCAGGUAGUGACAACCAGAUGUACAGAAAGUCUACUAGUUCUGUGCUAGUUGUUAAUGACCAGUUUGGAGUAGACAUCAGAGUUACGUCACUUGCAGCUGUGCGCGCAUUGUGGUGGCAGAAACACAUUGUUAACAAGUAGAGGGAAAUGGGUAAAAUCCUUUGGAUGUCAAAAUCAGAAUGCAAAUGAUUUUUAUAGAAUAUUGUCUUCAAAGAUGCCAUUUGAAGCUAAACGCAGAUGGUAAAGACUAUGGAUGAAACUGCUAUGAUUACUUUUAAAGCAUAAAUUUGAUUUAAACAAUAGGUUUAUAUAAUAUUCACAUAUGCAGUUCAUUGGGUCAUAUUGUAUUAGCUCUACAGUUAUCGCAUGAAAUACUAUUUAAACAUAUACCAUUUUAAAUUACAUUUACCUAUUUUAUCUCACAAUUCUUUUUCAAGUUCAAUUAAAGUUUAUCACAGUUCAAGUUUAUAUCUCCUAGUUUGGACUGUAUAACUCAAAUUAACACAACAAUAGCCGAGGGGAAAAGAGAAAAUAACAGCAAGUUAUUUUUCCUUAUCAUAAUUGUGAGAUUUAAUCUUGGAAUUCAAAAAUAAAGUCAGAAUUUAGAAAUAUAAACUCAAAUUUACUUUUUUAUUCUUUUAUUCCAUAGACUGCUACUUGAAAAUGGUCAUUUUCUGCCACCAGAUAUGCUCUACCCAUAAAAAAACAUCAUCACUGUUUCCAAACAUGGAAUUGGUCUAUUUAAACUUGUAUCAAAGUUGUGUCUUUUCUGUAUUCGCGGUGCAGUUAAUCACAGGGUAUGUUUUUUUAAGUGUUGCUAGAUCUUGAAAAAAAAAGAACAAGCCCAUAAUACCAUAAUAAACUUAAAUCAAAACUCGUUAUCUUGGAAAUAACCCACAUACGAGAAUAUAGUGACUUGCACCCGCCUCUUUUAUUAACUCCAUAAACUGGAUAGCUUUAUGAGCAGAGCCCAAACAACAAGGCCAAAGAGGGUUGAUAAGCUUAUAAUACAUGGACCUGGCAACACUUCAAGAGCACCCUCUGAAAAGCAGACUUUCACAAAACUGUAAUUUAGGGGAUUCACUUUGGUAUUUAAAUGCAGUUACCACUCCUGAACGUUUACAGUGUGUAUGUGGCCAAUCGCAAAAUCAAACCAUAAGGCAUCAUACACUCUUAAAAAUAAAGGUGCUUUAAAAUGUUCUUCACAGCGAUGCCAUAGAAGAACCAUUUUUUGUUUCACAAAGAACCAUUCAGUCAAAGGUUCUUUAAAGAACCAUCUCUUUCUUACCUUUUUUAAUCUAAAGAACCUUCUUUUGCCACAAAGAACCUUUUGUGAAACAGAAAGGUUCUUCAGAUGUUAAAGGUUCUUUACGGAACCAUCUACACAAAAAAGGUUCUUCUGUGGCAUUGUGAAGCACCUUUAUUUUUAAGAGUGUAUUUUGUCGUUGUAUGACUACUUGCUGACCAAAUAAACAAUAAUAAUAAUAAAAAAUUCGAAAAAAAAAAAAAAACACAUGAAGAAAGCAAGUUUGCUUUUCUUGUAGAUUACUGUAAUUCUAUUAGGUUGUUUUCAUUGUGGCAGGCAAUAGUAUCUUAAAUGCAUUUUAAGAUUCUGAAUUUUAUUCCGUUUGGUUUCUCCCUAUAAAGAUGUUUAAAAUAUGUUUGGAAGAGUUAAGUAUACAUGUCACACAUUGAUUAUUGUUUAGUGAUUCAUUAAGUACUCAUAUCCAUCCCCAAGUCAUGAUUUACUAAUAAUCUUGCCCUUUUCCAAACCUCCAGUCUGUCCUGAGUUACAGUUAUUCCAUGCAUAUGGUUUUUGUUUUUUUAUUUUUUAAAUAUCAAAAUGUAUCUUUUUUUCCCUGGACUUCUCUAAUUCUCUCAUUUAGUGUGCUCUUAAACCCUACUGCUCCACAGUCAGCUGCAAGUCCACAUUCGAAUCUGCCUUUUUAAAGAGAAAGUUUACCCAGAAAUGAAAUUUCUGUCAUUAAUUAUUCACCCUCAUGUCGCUCCAAACCUGUAAGACCUUUGUUCAUCUUCGAAACACAAAUCAAGAUAUUUUUGAAAUCCGAGAGCUUUCUGACUCUCCAUAGACAGCAAGGGUACUACCACAUUCAAGGCCCAGAAAGUUAGUAAGCACAUCAUUAAAAUAGCCCAUGUGACAUCAGUGGUUCAAACGUAAUUUUAUGAAGCUACGUGAAUAUUUUUUGUGCGCAAAGAAAACAAAAAUGAACGACUAUAUUCAAUGAUUUCUUCUCUCAUGGAACAGUCCUUCGCCAUUAUCGAGAGUACCAUAACGCAUAUGUGUGAUGCUGAUGAUGUAGAACACGCAUGCAGUGAGCCUUGUUUACAAGCAGAAGAUACUCUGAAUAAUGGCGGUAUUCUAUUGAAAGUAAAAUUUUACAGUUUAAAAUUAGUUGAACCACUGAUGUCACAUGGACUAUUUUAAUGAUGUCCUCCUUACUAUAGUUCUGUAACUUGACUGUGGUAGUACCCUUGCUGUCUGUGGAGGGUCAGAAAGCUCUCGGAUUUCAUUAAAAAUAUCUUAAUUUGUUUUCUGAAGCUGAAAGAAUGUCUUAUGGGUUUGGAACGACAUGAGGGUGAGUCAUAAUUACAGAAUUUUCACUUUUGGGUGAGCUAUCCCUUUAAGUGCAGUGUCCAGAUCUCAAAAUCCAGUCAUCAACUGAUGGUCAGAACCAUUUCUUUACAGAUAUACACAUCACAGUACUGCAGGAAACUGCCGGUCACUAUUUCCAUUUCAUUACAGCUGUAAAAAUGGCAUGCUGUUUUCUGUUACUACACAGCUGAGAUCCAGUGCUGUUUUGACAACAGUGAUGUUGAUGUUCCAUUUUUGAAUCUGCAUCUGGACUCAGACUAGACAAUAGCUUGGUUAGAAGUGAAGAUUAUAAGUGGAAAAAAAAAAGAAUUUACGAUUCAAUCUGGUUUCCACAUAAAGCUAUCAUAUGGCUUCAGAAGACUUGGAAUAUAACAUCAUAUGGACCACUUUCAUGGUCCUUUAUAGUGUUUUUUUUUUUUUUUUUGGUCCUUUUUGGUGCUUAACAGCACAUGGUUAACAUGAACUGUGGUUGUAUGGCAAGACCUAUAUAACAGUUCUUUAGAAAAAAAUUGUACUUUGGUGAUCCACAGAAAAAUGAUUAGCAUUCAGGUGUGGAAUGACCUGAGGGUGAGUAAACAAUGACAAAAUUUUCAUAUUCAUUUUUUGUUUAUUUCACAUUUGAAGUCACAAGAGUUUGAACAGCAGCUGUUUGUUGUUGUUUGAGAUAUCUCUACCUUUGACAUCAUCACAAGCUUAGUUUUUAAUAUUUAGUUAGUAAGGUUGAGGUUUCCCUAUAGUGUGAAAAUCAUUUAAAAAAUCCUUUCCCUUCCUCUUGAGGGCCCAGGGUAAAAUCUGGGCUUUUAGUUUUGUCACUUCUGUUUACUGCCACAGAGCUCCUGUACUUGACAAUAUUUUUUUUUUAAGGAAAAAAAAAAAAAAAAAAAAAAAAGAGUAACACUUAACAUAAAGCAGCAUGUCAGAACGCCUACAUAGUGGACUAAUGAAGCAAUGGUUCAGUAAAUGAAUACAGAUUACACGUUUCAGUCUUAAAAUGUGCUACAUACUUCUGUAAGCACUAUAUUUCAAUUAACAUCACACUUUUUUAAGUAAUAGAAUGAUGCCAGCAUAUUGUUUUGGUGCAUUUGUUUAAAAAACAACUACAAAAACACGCUUACGCACACACACACACACAAUCAAAAAAACAAAACCUAAACUGUACAAAAUUCACAGCGGAUCUUGUAAAGUGUUUUGAAUAUAUGUUCAGGUGUGGCGUUUACAAGGCGUCUUGACUAACUGCUGUGUGGAAAGCGCUACUGAAUUAUCCUGCUAAAGGUUGUUGCACUACUGCUUUCCGUACCAGGAAAGAGUCGCUUUUGGCGGCAUAAGAGUAAGUUAUGUUAGUUAGAUCAAGGAGAAUAUUUGUAAAGAUGCGUUAAAAAGCAUAAAAUUGACAUCAGAGACAGAAGAAAAUAAACAAAAAUAACAAUUUGAUGGAUUUAAAACACGUCUUACCACAAUUAUUCUCUGAAAUAUUUUUAUUUUUUUCAUCAUGAACAUGUUUAUUAGACAUUAUUAAAUUGUAGUAAUGUGAUUUCUUUUGGGUAGUUGAGGAAAGAAUUUUUUUUUUUUUUUUUUUUUUCUGAGGAGAAAUGUAUAUGAUAUGCAGAUUUUGACCCAAAAUCCCUCUUUCUUGGACUGAGUGCCCUGUUUCAAGGGCGUUACCAUCACUGUGAUCAUUAUACCUCUCUCCACUCAUACAAAUCAUCAACAAUAGGGCACUAAACUGAUUCUGUUUUGGCAAAAAUGAUUGCAACUUUUUUGAAUUGCAAGA
Messenger RNA from Labeo rohita (rohu), 8507 nucleotides. It is a transcript of the gene stim2b, whose product is annotated as stromal interaction molecule 2b. Gene Ontology annotation, molecular function: calcium channel regulator activity; calcium ion binding; protein binding. Gene Ontology annotation, cellular component: plasma membrane; endoplasmic reticulum. The transcript has 12 exons. NCBI's taxonomy places the organism in Eukaryota, Metazoa, Chordata, Actinopteri, Cypriniformes, Cyprinidae. Gene Ontology annotation, biological process: intracellular calcium ion homeostasis; store-operated calcium entry; activation of store-operated calcium channel activity. Bases 1020 to 3215 code for a protein of 731 amino acids. The record is from RefSeq and is a predicted model, not a curated record.